ACUUGGCUACAUAUUGUAGUGCUGUAUAGAUCUGAAAAGAAACAAGUUAGUGAUUGGCACCACUGGGACUGAGACUCGCUUCCUUAGUGAGAGUGAGCUUCCAGAAUGUGCAAGACUUCAGCUUCCACAGAUUCCGAUGCCUGGUAGUGCUCUUCAGGAACAAGAGGACCAGCAGCUUGCUCAAGCUCUGGCAAAUUCUGCAAGAGAAGGUUUUAAAGUUUCAGGAAGCAGUAACCAGGGUCACCCGUCCACUUCUAUUACAAGUGCUCAGCCAAUGAAUGACUUUCCAGAAGAAAAUAUUCAGAAAUUGGUUCAACUGGGAUUUUCAAGAGAAAAUGUUUUAGAAGCUUUGCGAAGGUUUAAUGGAGAUAUAGAUCAAGCAAUGGCAGCACUUUUUGCUAUGUCACUGAAGUUACCAUAACUCUGGAAAGUAUAUUUUAAGUGCCUAACAGCUACAUACAAAAUAUUUUUAAACUUAAUUUGCAAAAGCUGUUUGGACUUAGACCUUUAAUUUUUAUCAUUUUGAGAAGUGAAUAUAAUUUGUUUUGUUUUAUCAAAAUUCAAAGGUAGUUAGCUCAAAUAAAAAAAAAAAAGCUUGAGCAUUGUAUUUUGUAAGUUUAUAUUCUAAACAGAAGCUUCUUGCAUUGUUGUAUGUAUCUGUGUAUUGAUAUAUACGUACAUCUUCAGAUGUGUGUACGCAGUGCACAGAGAAAAUAAAGGUUUCUGUUUUGGA
This is a messenger RNA of Limulus polyphemus (Atlantic horseshoe crab), 733 nucleotides long. Its product is annotated as DNA damage-inducible protein 1-like. Gene Ontology annotation, molecular function: protein binding. NCBI's taxonomy places the organism in Eukaryota, Metazoa, Arthropoda, Merostomata, Xiphosura, Limulidae. The record is from RefSeq and is a predicted model, not a curated record. The transcript has 2 exons. The coding region runs from base 137 to 421 and encodes 94 amino acids.